UCCCAUUUUCUACGUGACCCAUGAAGGGAAGGCGGGAAAUUUGCAGGUAAAGAAGACUUCUGGCUUUCAUCAUUGAUCUUUUGCUUGUUUCUUGACCAGGGAAAUGAGGAUUCUAUGGAGCCAAUUCUUCGGUGCAGUAAGGAAACAAUUAAUAUAGGAAGAAGGAAGAAAUAAUCUCAAGGUGAUGCUCUUGCCGAUUGUUGACUUCACUUAAAGAUAAGAGAGGGGGAAAGUAGCACCAAGUAUCAGUAUUGCAAUUCAAUACCCAUAUGACUGACAUGGAGGAGAAAGAAUUUACAUGCCUGGAGUGUGGAAAGAGCUUCACUCGUAAUUCAGGUCUACGUGUGCAUCAAAGGACUCACACUGGGGAGAAACCCUAUAAAUGCUUGGAGUGUGGAAAGAGCUUCACUGAGAGUGGACAUCUAUGUAGACAUCAAAGAAUUCACACUGGGGAGAAACCCUAUAAAUGCGUAGAGUGUGGACAGAGUUUCUCUCGUAAAUCAGGUCUACGUUUGCAUGAAAGGACUCAUACUGGGGAGAAACCCUAUGCAUGCUUGGAGUGUGGACAGAGCUUCACUGAGAGUGGACAUCUACGUAGUCAUCAAAGAAUUCACACUGGGGAGAAACCCUAUGCAUGUCUGGAGUGUGGACAGAGCUUCACACAUAAUUCAGGUCUACGUGUGCAUCAAAGGUCUCACACUGGGGAGAAACCCUAUAAAUGCCUGGAGUGUGGAAAGAGCUUCACUGAGAGUGGACAUCUACAUACACAUCAUAGGACUCAUACUGGGGAGAAACCCUAUGCAUGCCUGGAGUGUGGACAGAGCUUCAGUGAGAAUGGAAGUCUACGUGUGCAUCGAAGGACUCACAUUGGGGAGAAACCCUAUGCAUGUCUGGAGUGUGGAAAGAGCUUCGCUGAGAGUGGACAUCUACGGAGACAUCAGAGAAUUCACACUGGGGAGAAACCCUAUGCAUGCUUGGAGUGUGGACAGAGCUUCACUGAGAGUGGACAUCUACGUAGACAUCAAAGAAUUCACACUGGGGAGAGACCCUAUAAAUGCCUGGAGUGUGCAAAGAGCUUCACUGAGAGUGGACAUCUACGUAAACAUCAAAGGACUCAUACUGGAGAGAAACCCUAUACAUGCCUGGAGUGUGGACAGAGCUUCAGUGAGAAAGGAAGUCUACGUGUGCAUCAAAGGAUUCACACUGGGGAGAAACCCUAUGCAUGCCUGGAGUGUGGAAAACGCUUCGCUCAUAAUUCAGGUCUACGUGUGCAUCAAAGGACUCACACUGGGGAGAAACCCUAUAAAUGCCAGGAUUGUGGACAGAGCUUCAGUAAGAAUGAAAGUCUACGUUUGCACCAGAAGACUCACACUGGGGAGAACCCCUAUGCAUGCUUGGAGUGUGGUAAGAGAUUCUCUCAUAAUUCAAGUCUACGUUUGCAUCAAAGGACUCAUCCUGGGAAGAAACCCCAUGCAUGCUUGGAGUGUGGAAAGAACUUCACUGGUAAUUCAGGUCUACGUGUGCAUCAAAGGACUCACACUGGGGAGAAACCCUAUAAAUGCUUAGAGUGUGGACAGAGCUUCACUGAGAGUGGACAUCUACGCAGACAUCAAAGAAUUCACAGUGGGGAGAAACCCUAUGCAUGCCUGGAGUGUGGACAGAGCUUCACUCGUAAUUCAGGUCUACGUAUGCAUCAAAGGACUCACAUUGGGUAGAAACCCUAUAAAUGCUUGGGGUGUGGUAAGAGAUUUUCUCAUAAUUCAAGUCUACGUUUGCAUCAAAGGACUCACAUUGGGGAGAAAGCUUAUACAUGCCUGGAGUGAGGGAAGGGUUUCUCUGAGAAUUGACUUCUACAUUCACAUAAAAUUACUCACUCCGGAGUGUAGAAAGACCUUCACUCAUAAUUCAGGUCUACAUUUGCACCAAAAGACUCUCACUGAGGAGAAACCCUAAUAAUGCCUGGAGUGGAUACAGCUUCACUCGUAAUUCAAGUUGACUUUUGCAUCAAAGGACUCAUACUGGGGAGAAACCCUAUGCAUGCCUAGAGGGUGGAAAGAGGUUCAUUCAUAAUUCAAGUCUAUUUUUGCAUCAAAGGAUCUACACUGGGAGAAACCCUAUGCUUCUAACACACCUCCCCUUGUGACUCAAGGCAGGUUACAGCAGAAUUAAAACACACUGUAAACGCUAUAAAAAAUCCAUAAAAUACAAAUACUAAACUGUAUUUCUGU
Messenger RNA from Anolis sagrei ordinatus, 2228 nucleotides. The record is from RefSeq and is a predicted model, not a curated record. Lineage: Eukaryota; Metazoa; Chordata; Lepidosauria; Squamata; Anolidae.